AUGCAGGUGGGGAGUCUGGCCAACUUGCGGAAGGUGAAGGUGUAUGGAAGUCGGGAUUCGCUGUUCAUCGUUGGGGUGAACAAGAAGGAGGAGGCGUAUGAAAUAACGGAGGUGGGGCGGGGUAGGGAGGUGGAGGUGAAGCGGAACUUCCAGGUGCACACAAAGUCCUCCUAUCGUAACUUUGUGUGGAAAAAUGGUCUAGAGUAUGUGUGUAAAUGUGAGGGUGUGUUGGGGUGCAUCCGGUUUUUAAGUUACCCCUAUUUGUAUGUCAUAACGAAGAAGGAGAAAGUAGCUGUCCUGUUCAAUGAGCACAAGGUGUACCAGGUCAAGUCGGUCCUGCUGAUCCCGUUUAGAGACGAUGUGUUUGAAAACUUCAACGAUGAGAAUGAGUUGGUGCAAGUUUUCUACAACAGCGUUAAUCACAAGAAUAUUUAUUUUUCGUACACAUAUAAUUUGCCUUGCUGUGUGCAGGAGAACUAUUACUUGCAGAAGGAGUUCCUUCGAGGGGUCAACAUCCACUGUAGGGACUACAGGAAUGAGUACCUGUGGAACCGCUACCACAGUAAGGCAUUUAUUCGACAAAACGUGUUCAUAUGUGUGCCAACAAUUAGUGGGUUCUUUGUUCAGUCUAAAUUCUGUUGUGAAGGGAAAGUCAUAGAUGUGACGUUUAUCGCUAGGAGGUGUAACAAGUACGCCGGGACGAGGUACCGCAAAAGAGGCAUCAACGCGAAGGGAUACUCAGCCAACCAAGUAGAAACGGAACUUAUUUUAUUCCAAAGGGAUUUCGAAACAGCCAUCCUUUCGUAUGUACAACUGAGGGGAUCCGUUCCUGUGUUCUGGAGUCAAGGUGUUAACUACCACCUGUUGAAGAGGCCAAAAAUAAAGUGCAUGAAAAAUGACGUCCUUUUUACCUGCACAAAAAGACACUUCAGUCACCUUCUACGAAGAUAUGGGUACCCUAUUAUUGCCAUAAACCUGCUGAGCAAAAACAAACACAGUGAUGAGAAUAAUUUGUCGAAUGAAUAUGAAGCUUGUAUUGCUGUGCUGAAUAGGGACAUGCCUCCUCCUGUUAGGAUCAUUUACAAACACCUAGAUCUGAGGAAGGCAUACAAAAUAGGCACCAAGUACACCCUCCAAAGGUUGAAGGUUCUGUUUAAUUUUUCGCAGAGCAAUGUAGGCUACUUCUACCUUAGGAAUGGUGACGUGGUUGUCAUCCAGAGGGGGAUCCUUCGCUUCAAUUGUGUCGACUGUCUUGAUAGGACAAACGCAGCUCAGCUAUUCCUUAAGAUGUAUAUGUUGGUACAUUUUUUAGAACUGAUUAGCCGCGUGAAAAAGAAGGCCUUAUGUGUUAACCACGUCGGACAUCUAUCUCAGAUGUAUGAAGAGUUGGGCGAUGCCAUAGCGAAGCAGUAUGCAGGUUCUACUGCGCAUAAGAAGUACACCCCUGGGCAGAGCAACAACUUUUUUGUGCAAUCUAAGGAACUACUAACAUCAAUUAAGCGGUACUAUAUUAGCUCGUUUAACGACCUGGAGAAGCAAAAAUCCAUUAAUCUGUUCCUAGGUGUGGCAGACGAUAAACUGCAGGAUAUUCGGCACGCCCACGACCUCGACACGUACGUGCAUGGGCGCACCUUCUUUCGACCCGAGGGUGCUAGUCGUGCAUCCCCCUUCUGGUGGGUCCUCCCGCUGGAGCGGUUUUGCGCCAAGGUGGAGUUGCUGCUCGGGGGGAGACUCAAAAAUGGGCGCAACAUAACGGGGGGCCACGUAACGACUAACCGGAUUGCUAACCGGAUUGCUAACCGAACUGCUAGACGAACCGCUACGCGGUGCACCCACAGGAGGAAGGACAAAGUCGUGCCUAGCAUGUUAAGCAAUUUGAAGUUCUACCGCUGUUUCAGCGAAACGAAUGUUUUCAAAAAUUUGUACAACGCGCACAACUGGGAGGGUCGAUUCGCACAGGUGGUGGAGCUAGCCGUCAGAGGGGUAACAGAAGUGGGUAAAGCUGCAGGCGUCACCUGUGCGUCCUCCACUGCAGGGACGCUCCUGUUGAAGAGUUGCGGAGGGGAGAGCCACGCCGGAAGGCUGUCCAAAAAAUCGGUGGAAGAAGUCUUAUCCCCUUUUGAGCGAUCCCUGAAUUUAAUCUCCCACGUGCACAAAUUCUACGACGCACACAAACAUAACUUCUAUUUUUACUUCGAAAACAAGAACGUCUUUAGAUUCCGCAUUUGGAGAAAUAUAGCAACGUAUAAUUAUCUGAACUACCUGAAGAUUUUUUUCGACGUCUUUUUUCUUCUGUACUACUGCUUCUGCAAGAGGUACAACGUGAGCAUGGUGUAUAUGAGUCAUGUGAAUGCGUUGUGUAGGUUGCUCGGUCACUGCAACAACACAGACGGUAGGGGAAACCGCAGGGUGCAUGGGUGCGCCCCCCCCUUGGUGAAUCCCUACACAUUAGAGAAGGACGUGCAGCAGAUCAUCCACCAGUAUGGUAGUUACAAAAAGGUGUCCUUUGCGUUGGAACCUUACCUGAAUUAUUCCACCUUGAAUAGCGCUCCUUAUCAGUACAUGCUAAUGAGUGGGCGCUCUCUUAUUGGGAGGACACGAAAAAACAGGAAGCGUCCUCCCUUAAGGGGAAGACACCCACGUAAGAAUGGUGCAGUGAGGAACAUUUUUAAACGAUCCUAUAUUACCCAUGUGAAUGACUCUCCUGUUAUACACUUAGAGGGGAAGACACACUACAACCCCAUUUUCAAGAAAAAGCUAAUUGAUCAAAUGAAGAACAGGGUGGUUAAAGGGAAGGGCGCCUGUGCCUAUUACUCGAGGGCGUAUGAGAGGUCGAAAAGGCGCUGCAUCGGACCUACAAAGGGGACCAAGCAGCUGGACCAGUUGGAAGAGCAGAUUAAGAAAACGCCGCGGGGGUACUGCCCAAUAUAUUUCAAUGCUAACAUGGUUAAGUUUUUUUUUUUCAUAUAUAGUUGCUGCCGUGGGGGGGGUUCAACGGAGGAGAACGCCAAGUGGUCCAGUUCCGUGUCCGUCGUGAGGGGGAUUGUCAUGGAUUUGUUACGCGUGGCACCACCGGUGGGCGCGCCCCCGCAAAACAUGCAGCUGCUGCUCAGACAAGCGACCCAAGCACGCACCCUGCAGGAGUUCCUCUCCGACCUGUAUAUGCACUACGUUUACAAAGACGAUCAGUACAAGGAACUGAACCUAAGUAACCUCCAAAAUCCCAACGCGCCAAACUGCAGUGACGAAAAGAGCAAAGUGAAAAAAUCAGAACAGAGGUUCCUCCUAGACGAGUAUGACACAUUUGAUUACAAUUUAAAAAAAAAAAAAAAAAAAAUUUCCCAAAUCGAUCGGAAAAUAAAAAACGAAGUCGGCAAGCAUCACGCACAUCUCUCCAGGGAGUAUCUCUCCGUGAAGCAUUUUACAAAAACCUACUUCAACGAGAUGACCGACUUGCGGAACCGAGACAGGGACGUGAAUAGAUUUUUUCUUCACCAGGCUGAGUUGGGAAACUCCCAAAUGGCCAACCAAAGUUACCAUUUCUUUCAGGAAAACUCCUUGCACUCCACACGGUUCGACGGGAAAAAGAACCCGUUCACUACGUGGACCUCAGCGCAAAUGGUGCCUAACUUCAACGUUCUGCGUCAUAGACUGGAGGGCCAGGUGGACUACCUGCAGUACUGCAACCCGAUGUCACGCGAUAUUUUCCGCCCGUAG
Messenger RNA from Plasmodium coatneyi, 3717 nucleotides. RefSeq lists its product as uncharacterized. Gene Ontology annotation, biological process: phosphatidylinositol dephosphorylation. Bases 1 to 3717 code for a protein of 1238 amino acids. NCBI's taxonomy places the organism in Eukaryota, Apicomplexa, Aconoidasida, Haemosporida, Plasmodiidae. The transcript has a single exon. The record is from RefSeq and is a predicted model, not a curated record. Gene Ontology annotation, molecular function: phosphatidylinositol-3,5-bisphosphate 5-phosphatase activity. Gene Ontology annotation, cellular component: intracellular membrane-bounded organelle.